Messenger RNA from Raphanus sativus (radish), 736 nucleotides. RefSeq lists its product as uncharacterized. The coding region runs from base 85 to 501 and encodes 138 amino acids. NCBI's taxonomy places the organism in Eukaryota, Viridiplantae, Streptophyta, Magnoliopsida, Brassicales, Brassicaceae. The transcript is spliced from 2 exons. The record is from RefSeq and is a predicted model, not a curated record.
CUACCAAACCAACCUUAGAGAAACAUCGCUGCAGUUGCUGUAAACUUCGGCUUCUCUUUCAGUAAACGGAGUUUGCGAAAUCUAAUGGGCAAUCAUUUGCUCACUCUGUCUCUCCUCCUCGUGAUUGUCUGCGUUUGCGUUUCCAUCAUCACCACCAAGCUAAACCCUAAAGAAGCAAUCGUAUCUCCCUCCGAUUCAAAUCCCAUCGAGAUUCACGGAGUCAAGAUCCUCCGACAACCUUCCGAUUCCAAACUUGCUCAACUAGGCGUCGCCUCUUGGCCCAAGUGGGAAGGUGGUCCAAGCAAGUUUCCAUGGACGUUUAAGAAGACAGAGACGAUGUAUUUCGUGGAAGGCAAGAUCAAAGUGAACGUUGACGGAUACGACAGAGAAGAAGAUGUCUUUGAGAUAGGGAAAGGAGAUGUGGUUGUUUUCCCUAAAGAUAUGAAAGUUGUUUGGGAGAUAACUGAAGCUGUCAAGAAACACUAUAACUUAGAGGAUUAGUGUAACCUCAUUCUGUGGAAGAUAACUUGUGUCCUUGUCGUUUAAGUUUGUUGUAUGUCUGGUUUUUAGUUUGGAACUAGCUUUAUCUCCUUCUGGUUCUGAAAAGCUUGUUCUUUUAUAUUUAUUACCAAUCUGGACCGGAAAGCAAACCGGGAAAUCAUUUAGAACGUGUUUGUAUUGAUGAAUGAUAAGUUGUUUCCAGUUUCAAUUAAAAACAUCAGAGCAUUUUAUUUUA